Talaromyces stipitatus ATCC 10500 is the source of this 822-nucleotide messenger RNA. RefSeq lists its product as uncharacterized. The transcript has 2 exons. Bases 1 to 726 code for a protein of 241 amino acids. Lineage: Eukaryota; Fungi; Ascomycota; Eurotiomycetes; Eurotiales; Trichocomaceae. The record is from RefSeq and is a predicted model, not a curated record.
AUGAAAGUCUCCGCUGAUAUUUCUGCACUAUUGACUACUGACAAUGAUCCGGUUCAACAUGCUGAGUUCAAGCGACAACGAGAAAUUUGCGGCUGGGAUUACUUGGACGAAGAUCUGCAAGCAUUCAAAGAGAAGCAGAAAAAGAAGCUCAAAUCUUUGUUCUGGAUAAUGAUACAGCUUAAAGCGCAAGCUAUUGGAAAAAAAGAAAACAGUGAUAGCCUUCCUGAGAGCAACACUCUUAUACAAGAUGCGACACGCGGUGACACUGCUGGAUCAUCACCAUCGGCUGGGUUGUUCACCGUUCGAGCGGGCCACAUCUCUCUUGACUCUUAUGCCGAUCCCCCCGAUCCCGAACUCGCCCUCGAGGAUAGGUCAAUCUUGACUGUUCAGACUUUUUUUAUUUUGCCUGAAUAUCGGACGGGGGGAGUGGGACGGGCGGCAAUGGAUCUCGUCGAGGUCCUAGCCACAAAGGAACCGUAUGGAGGCCCUCGGUGCCAUACGCUCACUUUGACUACGGCUAGUAAGAAGUAUCUUGAAAUCGACGAGCCGGAAUGGAAGGGUAUUUGGAAGAAGUUCGGAAUGGAUAUUCCCAAAUUCAGCGCCCAAAUCUGGUACGAAAAACUGGGCUAUGUAUAUUGGAAGGAGGAGCCACGAUAUAGAUCUCCAACUCUUGAUGGCUCAACCUUAGUCGUGAUUGCUUCUUUUAUGCGGAAGAAACUGCAGUGAUGGCAGUGAAUAUGAUCAUCCAUGCACUGAUGAUCCUCAGGAAGUUAUUCCAGGUUGGCAUGAGCGUAUAUAGAGCAAUAUAGACGACCACCUGAG